Oncorhynchus nerka (sockeye salmon) is the source of this 675-nucleotide messenger RNA. RefSeq names its product integumentary mucin C.1-like. The transcript is spliced from 2 exons. NCBI's taxonomy places the organism in Eukaryota, Metazoa, Chordata, Actinopteri, Salmoniformes, Salmonidae. The record is from RefSeq and is a predicted model, not a curated record. The annotation marks the transcript as partial.
ACUACGACAACCAGUGCAGCUCCUACUACAACAACUACAACAACUACAACUUCAGCUCCUACGACAACCACAACAACAGCACCUCCAACAACUGCUGCUCCUACGACCACUGCAACUCCACGACCUACUACGACAACCAGUGCAGCUCUUACUACAACAACUACAACUUCAGCUCCUACGACAACCACAACAACAGCACCUCCAACAACUGUAGCUCCCACGAUAACUGCAGCUCCUACAACAGCUUUAGCAUCUACGACAACCACUGCAGCUCUAACAACAACAACUGCUGCUCCUACGACCACUACAGCUCCAGAACCUAUUACGACAACCACUGCAGCUCCUGCUACAACAACUACGACUUCAGCUCCUACGACAACCAGUGCAGCUCCUACUACAACAACUGCUGUUCUAACGACCACAGUGACUGCAGCACCUUCUACAAUAACUACAACUUCAGCUCCUACGACAACCACAACAACAACUGUAGCUCCCACGACAACUGCAGCUCCUACAACAGCUUUAGCAUCUACGACAACCACUGCAGCACUAACAACAACAACUGCUGUUCCUACGACCACUACAGCUCCAAAACCUAUUACGACAACCAUUGCAGCUCCUGCUACAACAACUACAACGUCAGUGCAGCUCCUACUACAACAACUGCUGUUCUAA